This is a messenger RNA of Macroventuria anomochaeta, 711 nucleotides long. RefSeq names its product polysaccharide lyase family 3 protein. Gene Ontology annotation, biological process: pectin catabolic process. The coding region runs from base 1 to 711 and encodes 236 amino acids. The record is from RefSeq and is a predicted model, not a curated record. NCBI's taxonomy places the organism in Eukaryota, Fungi, Ascomycota, Dothideomycetes, Pleosporales, Didymellaceae. The transcript is spliced from 3 exons. Gene Ontology annotation, cellular component: extracellular region. Gene Ontology annotation, molecular function: pectate lyase activity.
AUGAAGGCCUCUACCAUCUUCGCUGCUGUUGCAGCUUUCCUUCCUGCCGCCAUGGCUUGCAACGGUUUCACCGGUGGUGUUCCUAAGGCUGUUGGCACAAAGACCAACAAGGCCGUCAUUGAGGUCAAGGCCGGCCAGGUCUUCGACGGGCAGUGGUACAGGUACGACCGCGGCAGCGGUGCUUGCGGUGGCCAGGGUGAGGGAGACUACAAAGAUGCCGUCUUCUACCUCCACGAGGGUGCCACUCUCCGUAACGUCAUCAUCGGAAAGAAUCAGGCUGAGGGUGUCCACUGCACUGGUCACUGCACUCUCGAGUAUGUCUGGUGGGAGGAUGUUUGCGAGGACGCUCUCUCCAUCAAGAACGACAAGGCUGGGUCACAGACCUGGGUCAUCGGUGGUGGUGCUUACCACGGCUCGGACAAGAUCAUCCAGCACAACGGCUGCGGUACCGUCAACAUCAUCAACUUCUACGUUGAGGACUACGGCAAGCUCUACAGGUCCUGCGGAAACUGCUCCAAGCAGUGCAAGCGUAACGUCUACAUUGAGGGUGUCACCGCUAAGAAUGGUGGUGAGCUCGCUGGUAUCAACGCCAACUACAAGGAUACUGCUACUCUCAAGAACGUUUGCUCCGACGCAAAGACGAAGUGCCAGAUGUACAACGGCUGCGCUGGUGGCUGCGAGCCCUCUAAGGCCGGUACCUGCUCCGGUUAA